CUGUGUGAACGGAUCCCUGUGGAUAGCCGUCAUCAGUUCUUCGUUGUUUUCAUCUCUAACUCUUCAAGAUGCGUCCCAUUGUUUUCCCAAAAGGCUUCCACUGAUAGUGUUUGUUUAUACUACAAUGGAGAAUGGCUAUUUCUCACUCGCUAUAGUUUGUGUUUCAGGCCUUUCGUGAUGUGGGAUUACCACGUAGUUCUACUGCAACAGGUGGACCAAGGCGUUCCUCUCAUUUGGGAUCUGGACACACUUUUGUCGUUUCCUUGCUCUUUCGAUGAGUACUGGAAUGGGGCAAUCCGGCCAACAGGUUGGAAUAUUCCUGAGCAAUAUAACAGGUAUUUUCGUGUGAUCCCUUGUACACAUUACAUUACACACUUCUCGAGUGACCGGUCGCACAUGAAACGUGAGGAUGGGUCUUGGUUAUCUGCUCCGCCAGUAUGGCCACUCAUUUGCAAGGAUGGUUUGAAUAAUAUUCAGGAGUUUAUUAGUAUGGAUCCUAAUGUUCUGCCUCAGAUAAGCACUGUUAUGGAUGAACAUGGGAUGGUUGAAAAGUACUUCGGAUGUUGA
Molecule: messenger RNA, 567 nt
Organism: Angiostrongylus costaricensis
Lineage: Eukaryota; Metazoa; Nematoda; Chromadorea; Rhabditida; Metastrongylidae
Source: the annotation of a GenBank genome assembly